Hypoxylon fragiforme is the source of this 1301-nucleotide messenger RNA. RefSeq names its product Brix-domain-containing protein. NCBI's taxonomy places the organism in Eukaryota, Fungi, Ascomycota, Sordariomycetes, Xylariales, Hypoxylaceae. The coding region runs from base 199 to 1128 and encodes 309 amino acids. The transcript is spliced from 3 exons. Gene Ontology annotation, molecular function: rRNA binding. The record is from RefSeq and is a predicted model, not a curated record. Gene Ontology annotation, biological process: rRNA processing; ribosomal large subunit assembly. Gene Ontology annotation, cellular component: nucleolus.
CAACCCCACUAUCUAACGAAAAUGCCAUGUGGUCCGUGGUUUUCCUUAUCGAUAAAUACGAUUAGAAAAAAAGUUAUCUUUGCGACUCGCGACUCGAAAAUGAUCUUGGACUUGGACUUGGUUUUAUACAGUACUUACUAGGUACUUUUUUUGAGAGAGAGAGUGAGUUGCUACAAACAUCGACACAUUCAGUCCAUAAUGGCUGCUGUUUACAAGUCAUUGUCCAAAAGUGCCAAUGGCCACAAGGCCGAAGCACCUGCCAAUGGUGUCCGAAAGAAUAAGCAAAGGGUCUUGAUCUUGUCCUCUAGAGGUGUUACUUUCAGGCAUCGGCAUUUGCUCAACGAUCUUGCAGCUAUGCUUCCCCAUGGCCGAAAAGAUGCGAAAUUCGACUCCAAAUCCAAGCUUUACCAACUCAACGAGCUCGCGGAAAUUUCGAAUUGCAAUAACGUGCUCUUCUUCGAGGCUCGCAAAGGCCAGGACUUGUAUGUCUGGUUGAGUAAAGUUCCAAACGGUCCGACAGUGAAGAUGCACCUACAGAACUUACACACUAUGGAAGAGUUACAUUUUACGGGAAAUUGUUUAAAGGGUUCAAGGCCGGUUCUUUCCUUUGAUGCCGCCUUUGAUAAAGAGCCAUACCUCCAAGUCAUCAAAGAAUUAUUCCUCCACACCUUUGGCGUGCCGCAAGGCGCAAGGAAGUCGAAACCUUUUAUCGACCAUGUCAUGGGGUUUACAUUCGCAGAUGGGAAAAUAUGGAUUCGAAAUUACGAAAUCAAAGAAACAGAAGCUUCCAAGUCAACGGACGAGGAUGCCGAGGCUGAAUCGAAGGCCUCUAAGGGUCGCAGCAAGGAGCUCGACAUCAACAUGGUUGAGAUUGGGCCACGUUUUGUUCUGACCCCGAUCAUCAUACAAGAAGGAUCUUUUGGUGGCCCAAUAAUUUACGAGAACAAAGAAUUUGUCUCACCAAACCAAGUUAGAGCUGACCUACGAAAGAGGAAGGCUACAAAGCAUAAUGCUCGCGCGGAGCAAUUUGUGGAGAGACUCGCGAAAAAGGGAGAUCUAGGUCUCCGAACGAGCGGUGGUAAACCAGUCCCGGUCGAUGAACUAGAUACGAAACAACUAUUCGCUUAAUUGUACUCCCUCCUAACGGCGUUCUGGCGUUUACAUGGCACCUAGGUGUCCGCAGAAAUUCUCUUGGAGUUAGAUACAAUUCAUGCCUAGAUAUGUAUAGCUACUACCUACCUGCGUACUUAUUAAGUCAAGCUUUGGGAUGUGAAGUUAAUGUCAAUACUCCUGACAACUAA